UGAGCCGAAGUCAGACAGUCAACUGACUGAGCCACCCAGGCGCCCCUGCAUCAUGCUUAUUUCAAAGGCAAAGCUGCACCAGGAAUGACUAAGCCUUAGUCUGCAUUCAUCUGCAUUAUAGCCACACAACUGGACACCUAGUAUCCCCUUAUGUCCAAUUCCAAUCAAAUGGGAGAAUGAACAAAGCUAACUUACUUAGAUGGUGUUCCCUGGAGCAGAGAAAUAUCUGGUCCAUGCCUCAUGAGGCAGCAUGCAGCCUUUGGCCUCUUCCCUCAAACAAACUAACAGAGGGGCAUACAAUGCCGGUAAUUCACAAUAGCAGAAUACAGUAGGAUCCGGGAUGGUAGAAUCCGGGAUGGGAGUGGGAGUGGAGUAUUAGAAAAUAGAUCCACGUACUGAGAAAUCUAAAUUACGUCAGGAAAGGAGAACUUAAGGGAUGAUGCCUCCAGGCAGCCUGCCUAGGCUCAGGGGCCCGGUUAUGAAGGCAUUCACAAAGAGGAUGGUGUGUGGCUGGCUUAAAGGGCAAGCUUAGGCUAAAAUACUUAGAAUUGUUUCAGGCAGUUUUGUACUAAGAGCUACCUCAUCCAUCCUGACAUUUUGGGAAAUACAGACGAGAUACAGCAGGGCUCUUAGCCGGAAAAAUAGUAAGAUGUAAAGCCAAGUAAACUGAAGCUUAAAAGGUUCCACAAAUACACACAGAAGAACCUUGACAGCUAAGCUACUUGAGGGGAAGCUUUGCGAAACAACUCAAGGUAAAAACAGCCAGCUGGGAGGCCAAGGCAGUCCAGUCACCUGGUGGAGGGUAGCAGGAUUUGAAGGUGGUCCAGCCUGGCCUGCAAAACUCACAGGAAAGGGGGCAUUACCCAUGGCUUCACCUUCCCCCUCUGCACACAGAACUGUCACCCUUAGCUCUCUAGACAACAGGCUGCUUCCUACUAAGUCAAACAGAAGACUCCUAUUGAUACACUAGAAAAUGAAAACAUACAAUUUAUAAUUAGGGUCUCUCCCAGUGAGCGGAGACUGCAGGCCUAGACAGGUGGUCUGGCCGUCCACCCUCCAAUGAAAGUGCCUUGCGAAGAGCCAAGAGAGCUCUCUGCUAAGCACCACUGUCAGCUAAAAGGGAAAGAAAUCCCUUUUAAGGAAGCUAUUUAACUUCAAUAGCCUGCUUUUCUGCCAGGAUUUUCAAUUCCUCUGAACAUAAGCCGAACCACAGACUGCUACACGUAUGUCUGGAUCUUGGCUUCCCCCCCGCCCCGUUCUCAGAGCUUCAGCACCAGUUGUUAGCCAAAAAUAAACACCAUUCCUCAACCAUAUAUGUCCACCAGCCCAGAGCGGGGGAGGAGGAGCAGGAGGUAGGGCAGGUCCCCGGGCUCCGGCCACACACUGUGGCUGCUGCACGCCAUGCAUCUCACCCAGCUCAACCGGGAGUGCCUGCUGCACCUCUUCUCCUUCCUGGACAAGGACAGCAGGAAGAACCUUGCCAGGACCUGCCCCCAGCUCCAGGACGUGUUUGAGGACCCCACACUCUGGCCCCUGCUGCACUUUCACUCCCUCGUAGAACUCAAGAAGGACAACUUCCUGCUGAGCCCAGCCCUCAGGAGCCUCUCCAUCUGCUGGUACUCUAGUCGCGUGCAGGUGUGCAGUAUUGAGGACUGGCUCAAGAGCGCCUUCCAGAGGACCAUCUGCAGCCGGCAUGAGAGUCUGGUCAAUGAUUUCCUCUUCCAGGUGUGCGACAGGUGCCCCAACCUCGAGUCCGUCACGCUUUCAGGAUGCGGCCAUGUCACCGACGACUGCCUCGUGCGCCUACUGCGCUGCUGCCAGCACUUGCGUGCGCUGCGCCUGGAGAACUGCGCGCGCGUCACCAACCGCACGCUUGCUGCUGUGGCGACGCACGGGCGCGCGCUGCAGACCCUGCACGUGGACUUUUGCCGCAACGUGAGCGCGGCCGGCCUGCGCCGCCUGAGCGCCGCGUGCCCGCGCCUGGCGCUGCGAGCCGAGCACAGCGCGACGAUGAUCCCCGACCAGCUCCCCAGGGCGCCCGGCACUGCCCUUCGUAAGCUACUGCCGCGCUAG
Molecule: messenger RNA, 2073 nt
Organism: Lynx canadensis (Canada lynx)
Lineage: Eukaryota; Metazoa; Chordata; Mammalia; Carnivora; Felidae
Gene: FBXL22
Product: F-box and leucine rich repeat protein 22
Exons: 2
Coding region: 1402-2073 (223 amino acids)
Biological process (GO): SCF-dependent proteasomal ubiquitin-dependent protein catabolic process
Cellular component (GO): SCF ubiquitin ligase complex
Molecular function (GO): protein binding
Source: RefSeq, a predicted model, not a curated record